CAAGUCCCAACAAAAACUGACUCCUCUUCUCGAAGAAAGAGAAAAAUUUCCCGAGAAAAUCACGAAUUUUCUAGACAACCAAACACAAUUCAAACCCUAAAAAUCCUCAAAAUCUAGAUGUCAACCUCCAGCCAGCCGCAGUUCCGAUACACUCAGACCCCGUCGAAGGUCCUCCAUCUCCGUAACCUCCCCUGGGAGUGUGCGGAAGAGGAACUCGUCGAGCUCUGUAAACCCUUCGGCAAGAUCGUUAACACCAAGUGCAAUGUCGGCGCCAAUCGUAACCAGGCCUUCGUCGAAUUCGCAGACUUAAAUCAAGCCAUUUCGAUGGUUUCAUAUUAUGCUUCAUCAUCAGAACCUGCACAGGUUCGUGGUAAGACUGUGUAUAUUCAGUAUUCAAAUAGACAUGAAAUUGUCAACAACAAGAGUCCAGGAGAUGUUCCUGGAAAUGUUCUACUAGUAACUAUCGAAGGUGUAGAAGCUGGUGAUGUGAGCAUUGAUGUUAUUCACCUGGUUUUUUCUGCUUUCGGUUUUGUGCACAAGAUAGCCACUUUUGAGAAGGCUGCUGGUUUCCAGGCAUUAAUUCAGUUCACUGAUGCUGAGACUGCAUCUGCAGCAAGGAAUGCAUUGGAUGGGAGAAGUAUUCCCAGGUACUUGCUUCCAGAACAUGUUGGUUCCUGCCACUUGCGUAUCUCAUAUUCUGCGCACACAGAUUUGAAUAUAAAGUUUCAGUCUCAUCGAAGCAGGGACUACACAAAUCCCUACCUUCCUGUGAAUCCUACAGCAAUUGAGGGUGUUAUGCAGCCUACUGUUGGUCCUGACGGAAAGAAGAAAGAACCUGAGAGUAAUGUACUUCUUGCUUCAAUUGAGAAUAUGCAGUAUGCUGUCACAGUGGAUGUUCUCCAUACAGUAUUUUCUGCAUUUGGCACUGUCCAGAAAAUUGCUAUAUUUGAGAAAAACGGUGGAACACAGGCUCUAGUUCAAUAUCCCGAUGUCACAACCGCAGGACUUGCAAAAGAAUCUCUAGAGGGACACUGCAUAUAUGAUGGUGGCUAUUGUAAGCUUCAUCUAUCAUACUCUCGUCAUACUGAUCUCAAUGUUAAGGCUUACAGUGAUAAAAGUAGAGAUUACACUGUCCAAGACCCAACUUUGCUUGCUGCACAGCAGAUCCCUGGUGUCUCUGCCGCGCAACCUGUAUGGCAGAAUCCUCAGGCCCCGUCCAUGUACCCUGGGAGUGAGUAUGCAGCCACAGCUGCCGUGCAACCGCAAGUUCCCGGCGGACAAGUGCCAUCUUGGAAUCCAUCUGCACAGGCAGGAGCACCACCUUAUGUAUCAGUUGCUGGCACUUUUCCCAGUCAAACAUACCCACCAUCCUCAGUCCCUGCCUAUGCCACUGCACCGACACCUCCUGGUUCCUCACCCUCGUCACAAACUGGUAUGGCAAUGACUCAGCCAGGUGCUCAGCCUAAUGUACGACCAGGUGGUGCAUCACCACUGGGUAACCCUCCUUAUUAUAAUCGAUGAGGUUGUAUCUCUUCCGCCUUUAUAACUUGUGGCUUUUUCAGCAUUUGUUUUUGGUGCAAUUGACUCUUUACAAAUUCUCCUCUGAUCUUAUAAUGACGAUUGGAAAUCAUUUUCUUGUU
This is a messenger RNA of Pistacia vera, 1640 nucleotides long. RefSeq names its product polypyrimidine tract-binding protein homolog 1. The record is from RefSeq and is a predicted model, not a curated record. NCBI's taxonomy places the organism in Eukaryota, Viridiplantae, Streptophyta, Magnoliopsida, Sapindales, Anacardiaceae. Gene Ontology annotation, biological process: regulation of RNA splicing. Gene Ontology annotation, molecular function: mRNA binding. Gene Ontology annotation, cellular component: nucleus. The coding region runs from base 118 to 1521 and encodes 467 amino acids. The transcript is spliced from 10 exons.